AUGCCAAGUUCAUGUAAUGACAUUCGAAAAGCUUUAGCAUUAUGUAUUUCGAAUUCAGAUUGUAUGAAAAAUGGAAAUUCUGCAAAAGAAUGUUUAUCCAAUUCCGAAUUAUUAGAAUUUGUACCUUUACAGUGCCAUCUUUUAAAGAGGAGUUUAUAUAAUUGUAAAAGAGGAAUGCUUGAUAUGAGAAAGAGGUUUCGUGGAAAUGCCUCUAUUGGUAUUGAUAAAUGA
Molecule: messenger RNA, 231 nt
Organism: Pneumocystis murina B123
Lineage: Eukaryota; Fungi; Ascomycota; Pneumocystomycetes; Pneumocystales; Pneumocystaceae
Exons: 2
Coding region: 1-231 (76 amino acids)
Biological process (GO): mitochondrial respiratory chain complex IV assembly
Cellular component (GO): mitochondrion
Source: RefSeq, a predicted model, not a curated record